AUGGCAGCCACUAUUCAUAAUGAUCCCAAUAGUAAUAAUGAACAAAAACUACAAAGUAUUCACUUGCUGCCACAUAAAUCUAUAAACACCAACAAUGAAAAUACCCAUCAAAGAAAAGAAUCAUCAUAUUCAAGAAAUUUUUCACUAUUGAAUUAUUACGAGGCAGAAUCACCUUCUCAAAGAGAUAGCUACAUAGAUAUUCAAUCAAUUGAUCCAGAUGAUCUAAACCCAGGAAUUAACGGUUUAGACAUAAACAAUACAACAACUACGCCAAGCAAUGAUAACAAUUACAACAAUACAGAUAUAAGUACUGGAACAAUUCAGUUAGAGCAAGGAUCGUCAAUAAAUACAAACAUCACAAAUCGUAGAUCAUAUAUAAAACCAACUUCAUCAAUAUCAGAUAAACAAAUACUAAACUCCAACAUAGAUAGAUACGGAUUUAAAAAAGUUUCUUCUCAUAGUAAAAUAACAUUAAAUGAUUACAAUAAAUGGUUCAAAGAAUAUUCAGAUUAUUCAAUAAAGAGAAAACAUAAAUGGGAAUUACUUAUGAAAACAAACGGACUAAUUUACAAAACCACUGAUUCAGACUCAAUAGAUCAAAAUAUAAUACCAACAAGAUUCCCACCAAAAUCAGAUAAAGUUAAAAAAUUAAUUCGUAAGGGAAUACCACCUGAAUGGAGAGGAAAUGCAUGGUUUUAUUAUGCUGGAGGGAAUGAAAAAAUGUCAAAUUCAAAUAUAAGUUAUGAACAACUAGUUGAAGCAACUCAUGAAAUAAAAAAUAAGGAUACGGAAAUUAUAGAAAGGGAUUUAUUUAGAACAUUUCCUGAUAAUAUAUAUUUCAAUUCUUCAAUAAUAAUAGAAUUUCAAAAUAAGCCCAAAAUAAAUUCAUCAACUUCAUCAUUUGCAAAUUCAACAACUACGGAAAGAGAUGAAACGGAACUUAUAAAAUCAUUAAGGAGAGUUCUUGUUGCAUUUGCUCAUUAUCAACCACAAAUUGGUUAUUGUCAAUCAUUGAAUUUUUUAGCUGGACUAUUAUUAUUAUUCAUGAAUGAAGAAAAAUCAUUUUGGAUGUUGGUUAUAUUAACAGAACGUAUAAUACCAAAAGUACAUCUGGCGAAUUUGGAAGGUGUUCAUACUGACCAAGGAGUUUUGAUGCUUUGUGUUAAAGAAUACAUACCUGAUUUAUGGGAUAUUUUGGGGACAAAUUUUGAAGGUGAAAAAUUAAAAGAAGAUCAAAUUUUAACAAGAUUACCACCAGUUACUUUAGUUACAUCGUCUUGGUUUAUGUCAUUAUUUGUUGGUAUAUUACCAAUUGAAACAGUAUUGAGGGUUUGGGAUAUAUUAUUUUACGAGAAUAGUAAAACUAUAUUCAGAAUUUCAUUAACUAUUUUCAAGCUUUGUUUAGACGCACCUGAGUUUCAGCUAAGAAAUAAAGGAGGAGAAGAAAAUGAACAAAUUGAAUUAUUUCAAUUCACUCAAAAUUUCCCUAAACAAUUAUUAGAUCCCAAUAUUUUAAUUGAUCAUUGUUUUAAAAAAAUAGGAGGAUACGGAUUUGGAUCAUUAUCACAAGACGAAAUAAACAAAUGUAGAACAUUUGUAGCUAAGCAAAGAGAAAAAAUGAAAUCUAAUAAAUUAAAAGAUUUAACUGGUAUGACUGAUGAAGAAAGACAAACUUUAGCAGAUUCCACUUUUAAUGAUCAUACUUUAAAUGGCGAUUCAAAUAUUCAUGAUGUUUAUGGAUUUCAUAGAUCUAUUAUGAGUGGGAUUGUCUGGAAUAAAAGUAUUAGUAAUAAGGUUAAGAAACGAUUUUCAGGAAAGAAAAGACAAUAA
Lodderomyces jiufengensis is the source of this 1830-nucleotide messenger RNA. RefSeq names its product Rab GTPase-activating protein. The coding region runs from base 1 to 1830 and encodes 609 amino acids. NCBI's taxonomy places the organism in Eukaryota, Fungi, Ascomycota, Pichiomycetes, Serinales, Debaryomycetaceae. The record is from RefSeq and is a predicted model, not a curated record. The transcript has a single exon.